Molecule: messenger RNA, 1586 nt
Organism: Lontra canadensis (Northern American river otter)
Lineage: Eukaryota; Metazoa; Chordata; Mammalia; Carnivora; Mustelidae
Gene: STING1
Product: stimulator of interferon response cGAMP interactor 1
Exons: 7
Coding region: 111-1247 (378 amino acids)
Biological process (GO): positive regulation of macroautophagy; innate immune response; defense response to virus
Cellular component (GO): endoplasmic reticulum membrane; autophagosome
Molecular function (GO): cyclic-di-GMP binding; 2',3'-cyclic GMP-AMP binding
Source: RefSeq, a predicted model, not a curated record
UCCCAUUUUCAGGCUGUACCCAGAGAGUCUGCACUUGGUCGCUGGGGGUCAUUGCCUUAGACCUCUCCCUGUCAUCUUCCAGAAACAAUCUGCAGUCUCCGAGGUAGAAGAUGUCCCAUUCUAGCCUGCACCCAUCCAUCCCACGGCCUAGGGGGACCAGAGCCCGGAAGGCAGCCUUCAUCCUGUUGGCUGUCUGCCUGACAGCCCUUUGGGUUCUGGGAGAGCCACCAGAACACAUUCUCCGAUGGCUGGUGUUCCACCUGGCCUCCCUGCAGCUGGGACUGCUCUUCAAGGGGGUCUGUCAUCUGACUGAGGAGCUGUGCCACCUCCACUCCAGGUACCAGGGCAGCUAUUGGAGGGCUACUCGGGCUUGCCUGGGCUGCCCCAUUCGCUGUGGGGCUCUGCUGCUGCUGUCCUGCUAUUUCUAUGGCUCCCUCCCAAACACAGCUGGCUUGACUUUCACCUGGAUGCUUGCCCUCCUGGGCCUCUCAGAGGCACUGAACAUCCUCCUAGAACUCCAGGGCCUAGCUCCGGCUGAGGUCUCUGCAGUCUGUGAGAAAAGGAACUUCAACGUGGCCCAUGGGCUGGCAUGGUCAUAUUACAUUGGGUACCUGCGGCUGAUCUUGCCAGGGCUCCCAGCCCGGAUACGCAUGUACAAUCUACAGCACGCCAACAUGCUCCGGGGCUUGGGGAGCCAUCGACUACACAUCCUCUUCCCUCUGGACUGUGGGGUUCCUGACGACUUGAGUGUGGCCGACCCCAACAUUCGCUUCCUAUAUGAGCUGCCGCACCAAAGUGCUGACCGUGCUGGCAUCAAGGGCCGGGUUUACACCAACAGUGUCUAUGAGCUUCUGGAAAAUGGGCAACCGGUGAGCAUCUGUGUCCUGGAGUAUGCCACCCCCUUGCAGACCCUUUUCGCCAUGUCACAGGAUGGCCGAGCUGGCUUCAGCCGGGAGGACCGGCUUGAGCAGGCCAAACUCUUCUGCCGGAUACUUGAAGACAUCCUGGCAGAUGCCCCUGAAUCGCAGAAAAACUGCCGCCUUAUCGUCUACCAGGAACCUGCAGAGGGAAGCAGCUUCUCCCUGUCACAGGAGAUUCUCCAGCACUUACGGCAGGAGGAAAGGGAGGUCACUAUGGGUGGCCUGGACACCUCGAUUGCACCCAAUUCCUCCACUCUGUCCCAGGAGCCCAAGCUCCUCAUCAGUGGCUUGGAACAGCCUCUACCACUCCGCACGGAUUUAUUCUGAUGCUCAGGGUUUGCUGGCCUGAAACCCCAGUGCUCCCCAAGACUCUGGAUCCCCAAGACUGUGGAUUGAAGGGCUUUCUCAGCAACUGAAUGCCCAGCAGAACCACUUCCUCCCACAGGGAGCCUCUCAGAGAAGUUCCCUGAACUUAACAUUUCAAGACGAAUCCUACGACUUUGGGCAAGUUGUUUUACCUCUCUGAACCUCCGUGUCCUCAUCUGUGAAAUGGGAUUAUAAUCACUGUCCUACCUAUCUUGCAGAGUUGUUGUGAGGAUUAUGACUGUAUGGAACAUUUUUGUAAACUCUAAAUGCCAGAUAAAUUUAAGGGAUGUGUCAGGUGUC